UAAAAGCUAAACGUUAUAAUAUAGAUCUGAUUUGUCGAAGAAUGGCUUCAAAUGAAUCUUCUAAAUAUUUAAUAUCAAAUUCAAUUUAUAAAUCCUUUCUUACUGAUUUAGGAUUAGAAGAAGAAAAUUUAGGUGUUUUUGAUGGAAAAUGGUUUGCUAAUGGACAGGUAAUUGAUUCAAUAAGUCCUUCAACAAAUGAACCAAUUGCUCGUGUUCGUCAAGGUUCACUAGAAGAUUAUAAUAGAAUUGU
Rotaria sp. Silwood2 is the source of this 250-nucleotide messenger RNA. NCBI's taxonomy places the organism in Eukaryota, Metazoa, Rotifera, Eurotatoria, Philodinida, Philodinidae. The record is from the annotation of a GenBank genome assembly.